CCUUCGCUUCUUUUUAUUUAAUUUUAUUUCUUUUUGCUCAACCCACUUCCUAUUAUUUUUCUAAGGAAAAAUCCCACAUUCAUAUAUUGAUCUUACAAGCUUAGUGGGUAUUACAUUAUCAGCAUAUAAAUAAUAUGUAAUGCAUUAAUUGUAUGUCAAAUUUGUAGUAUUCACUGUUUUCUUUUGCUAGAUGUCUGGAAAAGCAGAGGAAGGAAUCCUUUUGGCUCCUAACAGUUAAUCGCAAGCUUAGUGCCAUGAAUAAACUGUUAAUGGAAGAAAAUGAUCAGCUGCAAAAGCAGGUGUCUGAACUUGUUUAUCAGAAUGUCCAUAUGCACCAGCAAGUGCAAAAUGCAUCUGUGACAACAAGAAACACCAGUUGUGAGUCUGUGAUUACAAGCGGUCAGUUUCACCAUCAGCAAAACUUAACGGCUCAGCCUCCUCAAAGAGAUGCUAAUAACCCAACCAGGACAUCAAACAAGCAGAGGUGCACAUCCAGUAAUAGAUAAAGAGAAUUUUCUAUUAACAAAUAAAACUACUGGGGAAGAUUUAGUUAAAUCUCUACACAGAGCAAGAAGGAUAACGUUGGCACCAGUAAGAAGAAUAUUUAUGUA
Zingiber officinale is the source of this 611-nucleotide messenger RNA. Its product is annotated as homeobox-leucine zipper protein HOX32-like. The transcript has 3 exons. Gene Ontology annotation, molecular function: DNA-binding transcription factor activity. The record is from RefSeq and is a predicted model, not a curated record. NCBI's taxonomy places the organism in Eukaryota, Viridiplantae, Streptophyta, Magnoliopsida, Zingiberales, Zingiberaceae. The coding region runs from base 255 to 506 and encodes 83 amino acids.